Larimichthys crocea (large yellow croaker) is the source of this 1414-nucleotide messenger RNA. RefSeq names its product growth arrest and DNA-damage-inducible, alpha, a (gene gadd45aa). NCBI's taxonomy places the organism in Eukaryota, Metazoa, Chordata, Actinopteri, Sciaenidae. Gene Ontology annotation, cellular component: nucleus; cytoplasm. Gene Ontology annotation, biological process: regulation of cell cycle. The coding region runs from base 125 to 622 and encodes 165 amino acids. The transcript is spliced from 4 exons. The record is from RefSeq and is a predicted model, not a curated record.
CCAGAUUUAUCUCUCAGUUGCAGCAUACAGUGGACUACAGAUAAAGUGUGCGUUUAGUCGAGAAGAUACGAGGAUAACUCGGCGUUACUGUUUUACCCUUUGCUCUGAGGCGGAUUUGGAUUUUAUGUACAACAUGACAUUUGAGGAACUAAGUGGGGAUUACUCUCAAGAAAGAAUGGAUUCAGUGGCGAAAGCUUUGGAAGAAGUCCUCACCUCUGCCUUACCACAGGGCUGCAUAACAGUGGGAGUCUACGAGGCUGCCAAAUCACUCAAUGUAGACCCUGACAAUGUGGUUCUGUGCAUCCUGGCCACCGACGACGAAGAUGUCAAAGACGUCGCCUUGCAGAUCCACUUCACCCUCAUUCAGGCUUUCUGCUGUGAGAAUGACAUCAACAUCCUGAGAGUCAACAACACCCGGCGCCUGGCAGAAAUACUGGGUGGUGGUGGUGGAGGAGGUGGAAAACAGAGUGGGGGUGAACCUCUGGACCUACACUGUGUCCUCGUUACUAGUCCACAGUCGACAUCGUGGAAGGACCCCGCUCUGAGCAAAGUGAACCGAUUCUGCAGAGAGAGCCGCUGUAUGGACCAGUGGGUACCCAUCAUCAACCUGCCUGAACGAUGAACUUUUCGCCACAAAAACCUGUGAAAGGACUCUUAAUCUGCACAGGAAGUGUGGUGUGAACCCUGAUGGACACAUUACCACCCAGAGAUCAAAUUCCAAAGCACUGCUGAUGGGGAGAGAACAUUUUUGGAGGAAACAAAACCACAACUCCGCCGUCUACAUGGGGUGUAUUUAAAAGAGUUGUUAAAAAAAAAAAAAAAGAGCCGGGGGAUGGAUUUCUUCUUUGGACAGGACUGUUUGAGUCGCGUCUGUCAGCCUUUGCAACCGAGAUGAGAUGGCGAGGCACUUGUAUCGUCACACAGGUGGAAAUUCAAAAAGAGAAAGCAUGUGUGUGUGCUUUUUAAUGUGAUGCCGGACACUGUACAGAAGGACUGUAUCAUGUAUGUGUGGUAAAGCCUCUGUGCCGAGUCAGAAAAGUGGGGAGAAAAAAACGAAAAUGGAGCUGUUGAGUGGACCAAGGCCUCGGCCUCUCUCUGCAGAAACAAAGCACUUGUUGAAACACUGGACUUUUUUGCAAUUUCACUUUCACUUCACUUGAUUUCAAUUGUUAACGUUGACGUUGUCAUGAUUUAAAAAGGGAAGGGCUGCACAUCCAGUGAAGACAUUCUGUGUAUUUAGUGUUUCCUACGCCAGCUGGUUUUUUGCCACAAGUAAAAUAAUUCAUUUGUUACAAUUUAAGUUAUUUCUAAUGAUAUUUAAGUGUAUUUAUGUUUCAUUUUUUACCUUAACUAUUUGCUAAAUCUGAACACUUAUGUAUUGCUGUCAAUAAAAAGUAUUUUUCUUUUUUGGAGA